Anthonomus grandis grandis is the source of this 8782-nucleotide messenger RNA. RefSeq lists its product as uncharacterized. The coding region runs from base 6357 to 7592 and encodes 411 amino acids. Lineage: Eukaryota; Metazoa; Arthropoda; Insecta; Coleoptera; Curculionidae. The transcript is spliced from 2 exons. The record is from RefSeq and is a predicted model, not a curated record.
UAUAAAUUAAAAUGUUUUUCAACAAUGAAAUCUGUCGCCUGCGUCACAUAGUGUUUUCGGGACCACGAUAAAACGUUUAUGAUCGAUGUCAAAUGUAACGUCGUGUAAGACAGAUUUUGAAAUCAUUUAAGUUUUUAAAAAUGCCAAACGUAAUUCCAAACGACAUAGCUUUUGAUAUGCUAGCAGUGUAUUUUGAGUUAAUGCAAAAUGCACGCAUUGCAGCCCGUAUAUACGCCCAAAGAUAUCCUGACAGAAGAUAUCCUGUCACUAUAAUCAUAUAGUCUUUACCGGUUUAGCUACCAGGCUAAGAAAUACUGAAAUUAUUCGCGGCAAUAUUCAUCGAAGACGAAGGCGAGGGCGCAUAGAGGCAAAUGUUAUAAAUAUUGUGGCCUAUAUUGAAAUAAACCCUCACAUAAGCAUGCGAAAUAUUUCUAGGGAAUUGGGAGUGUCCCUCGAUACAGUAGAAAAUAUUCUGAAAGAGCACAGGUACCUAUUUUUAUUUUUUACAACACUAAUAAGCAUCCUAUUAUCUUAUAUUUAAUGUUUUUUAUUUAGACUUCAUCUAUAUCCUACUGUACAUCCGUCGCAGUAUUUUUGGGGAACAUCCCUAGUUUUUUCCCACUGUGUGCUGUUAGUCGAGGUAGUAUCCAACGGAUUCUAAAGGCCCAUAGUUUUCAUCCGUAUAAAAAUCACCUGGUACAAGCACUCAAUGAAGACGAUUUUAUUCGGCGGUUACAAUUCUGUGAAUAUAUGAGUGAACGAAUCAUAAGAGAUGAACAUUUUCUAUUCAACACUUGCUUUUCCGACGAAUGUUCCUUUUUCUUAAAUGGCGUAGUAAAUCGUCAUAACUGUCGAUAUUGGUCCGAUUUUAAUACAGGAAUUUUGAAUUCUUGAGAUAUGCACACAGCAGCUACAAAAAUUAAAUGUUUAGGCUGGUAUUUUUAGCAAUCAUUUACUUGGGUCCUUUUUCUUACCUGGAAAUUUGACCGGUGAAUUGUAUUUGGAAUUAAUGGAAGACGUCAUAGAUCCUGCAUUAACUGCCAUAAUUGAAAAUCAGAAUGAUCGGCGGUACAUUGCGAACAGAUUGACGUUUCUACAGGAUGGUGCCCCACCACAUUACCCAUUUUCUAUAAUAUUGCCAUCGCCAGAUUUAUCACCUUAGGAUUUCUCUUUGUGGGAUCACUGAAAAAGCAAAAACUAUGCUACUUAGCGAAUAUCGUUAGGAGAUUUACGGCCAAGAAUUGUGAACGAGUACCUUCAAAUUACUCCUCAAAUAUUGCAAAAUGUGCGACAACGUUUUGAGUAAAAUUUUUAUUACUGCAUGGAGACUCAUGGUGGUCAUUUUCAAUAUUUAGUUGACUGAUAGGUGAGUUCAUUCUUGAUCUUUAAGCUACUGAAGCCAAAUAUAUUGAUCUCCACUAAUGAUCAUGUAUUAGUUUUUUUUAAGCUUUAAAUCAAUAAAUCUCCAAAACUACUAAAUUGAAGUACAUGAAUUUUACAUCAUUAUAAAGGGAAUUAAAAGACGUUUAAAAUAAAGUAUACCUUAAGAUACCUUUCAUUGAAGAUCAUUUCCAAGAGGCUGCACGUGUUAACGUUUUUAUUUUUCACUAAACUUGUCUCUCCUUCAAAAACAAAAUCAACAGGUCUGUGACGUUGUCGUUUUCGAUGCGCCACCCUAAAUAAUUGUUUCAUCAACAUUGCUUGCAUGUUUGCCAUCGGCCUUUGGUUUUACCGCUAACUGAGCUAAAGGCACUAAAUCUUCAGCAUCCCAUUCAGAAUCAUCAUUUUCUUCGUCUGGUGCAGAAAAUACAAAGCUCAGAUUCUGGAUCAUCACCCAUCAAAUCAUGAUUAGUAGCACGGCCUUCAUCGACACUAUCGUUUUCUGAACACGAACAUGAAAAUAUACUUUAAUUUUCUUCAUCUAUGAUCAUCUUGAUCUAUUCAUUAUCUUUGAUGUACGGUGGUACAAUUUACGUACACUGCAAUAUACGCAAAGUCCUAGAAAAAAAAUUAAUCCAGACGAGCUGGACCCUCCAGCCAACCUGUACCAGUUUUUUCAGGACUUUUAUGCACUCAAGUACAAGCUUGGAGCUUACCUUUGCGGCCGUGAUAGCCUUAAUGGCAGCUCUGCUGUCCGAGCAUAUUGAUACGACUGUAUUGCGGUGUCCGCAGCUUAGGAUUUUCUGUCCGCAUUUUAAUACAGCGAAUACUUCGGCCUGGAAGACAGUGGCGUGCUCCCCCUGCGAGUAUGCCCUACUGGUAUGUGGGAUCCCACCACAAAGCCCUGAUCCAGCUCUGUUAUUCAUUCUGGAGCCAUCUGUGUACCAGAUGGUCCCCCUAUUUAGCAAUGCAGGUCUGUUGGAAUGCUGCCACUCCUCUCUGCCUGCAAUGUGCGUCACGAAUCCCUCGCAGUCCACAGUCACUGGAGCCAUGCAGUCACUGCCCAUCAGAAGGAGAGGACAUUCCUGUAUGGCCCGUGAUCAAAUUUUUACGUGACCGGUCUCGCCAGCACGUAGUUCGCCGAGGACGUAUAGCCUGUACGCAGUCCUCAUUGCCUCGAAUUGCACAACGAGGUCCAGAGGCGGAAGGCUCAGCAGAGUCUCAAGCGCUCUAGUUGGCGCCGUCCGCAUGGAACCCGUUAUGCUGAGACAUGCAAGACGUUGGACUCUGUCCAGUUGAGCACGAAUUUUCGCUUUCUCCGUAGAUGGCCACCAAACGAUAGCCCCGUAUGUGAGAAGAGGUCUCACAAUGCGCGAGUAGAUCCAGUGGAGGAUCUUAGGAGACAGACCUCAGGUAUUGCCGAAAGCCCGCCUGCAGGCCCAUAGCGCGCAGGUGGCCUUCUUCAUUCUGGUGUCUGCAUGAUCGUACCAGGAGAGUUUGGGAUCUAACUUGAUUCCCAGAAAUCGAACUGUCCUGGAGUAAUGCAGCUGCACCUAGAGAUAUAACAGGGGGCGUGCCAAAGUUACGUCUCCUCGUGAAUAGUAGGAGCUUUGCUUUUUUGGGGUUAAUCUUGAGACUCCCCGAGAGGCACCAUAUGUCCACCAUACGCAGGGCUCUCAUCAUAGGACCCCGCAUUGAGACGGCGUCUCUCCCUGAGCAAAGGAUUACCAGAUCAUCAGCGUAGGUCUGUGUGUAUAGGCCAGAAUUGGUUAAAAGAUUUAUCAGGCUGUCGACCACAAGGCACCACAAGGUAGAGGACAAUACUCCUCCCUGCGGGCAGCCCCUAGCCGCCAACGUUUCGACAAUCUCGUUGUUGAGCUGGGCAGAUACAUGACGUUUCGAGAGCAUGGCCUCUAUCCAGCUAACCAAACAGGGUUCUGAGCCGCGGCUCUCGAGUGCUUGGCAGAUUAAUGCGAAAGGGGUGUUGUCGAACGCCCCUUCAAUGUCUAGAAACGCACCCAGACAGGCCUUGCCACUACCCAGAGCACCCUCCACUUUCCUCACGAGGUGGUGUAGGGCCAGGUCCGUGGAUUUGCCCGCCUGAUAGGCGUAUUGGUGCAUAUGCAGUGGUUUGUUGACCACUGGGUCAUGAAACAUGGUUGGGAUGCUUUCCUUAAGGUACCGAUCAAUCAGCCUCUCCAUCGCCUUCAGCAUAAAGCUGGUAAGGCUGAUAGGUCGGUACGAUUUGGGAUCUGUAAAAUCGCUUUUUCCCGGUUUCGGAAUGAAGACGACUUUCACUUGACGCCAUAACUUUGGGACGUAGCCCUGAGCAAGGGACGUCCUGAAUGAUAACUAUGUAUGGGGUUAGUACUUCUAACCCGUUUUGCAAAAGGCAUGGAUACAUGCCCGGAGAUUUCGCGUCUGGGUUUAUCUGGUUUGGAUUUACCUGUGACUGUUUUACUAGAAUCUCACAUUCAAAUCAUUGCUUGACUUUAAAUAUCUCUUUUACCUUAUUAAAAUAUCGUUUUGUUUUUUCAACAACCGGACUUUUAUUUAACGUUCCUCCAACCCCUAGACAACGACAUAAAAACCUACAUGCAUUUCUGAGUCACGAUGCAUCAGUACAGCAAAUUAUCACGCCUUUUUUUGUUUACAUCGUCAAAGUCACGUACGGCAGAAAGCUUCUCAGCUACUCUUUGCCUGUCCUAAUUUUUAUUGCGUAUUGGAGUUAAAUCCUUAGACACACUUUUGAGUAAUGCUUGGAUAAGUGGAGUAGAACUCUGAAUUCCCAACAGUAGUUACAAUGGAGUCGCUCCAGUUGACUUUUGAAUAGUCGAAUUUAAAACAAGCUGGAUUUUCUGUAACCCUCUCGGCCAUUCUGAUUUAAUUUGGCUCUCACUUUUCAAAAGAUUUCUUAUGAUACGCAUAUAGCGUUCUACUUGACCAUUUUCCCUGUGUACGUCAGGUGUCACAAAUGCCGUUUUGUGGAGAGAAUCUUCAUGUAUCGGUAUUUGGUGGAACCCCGAACUCAUGUCCAGAGAUGUGAAAUUACAUCCUUUUCCAAGUCUUUUCAAUUGGUCCUCUAUUAAUGGUAAGGGAUACCGGUCCUUAAAGGUGAUAUGAUUUAACUCGCGAUAAUCCACGCACAUCCUGUAUGCCCCAUUUUUCUUUUUGACUAGCAAUACUGGACUCGCAAAUGGUGAUUGACUAGGUCGUAUGAUUUUGUUGGUCAGUAGAUCUUCAAUGAUUUCACGAAUUGUCUGCCUCUCAAUAGGCGCCAAUCUGUAAGGUGAACGGUGAACAACAGCAUCCUUUGUCAGGUGUAUCUGGAAGCUCGCAUUGUUAACUGCACCUACUUUAUUGCGAGAUGUAAUAAUGCCACUGAAAUCCUGAGAGAUUGUUUCAAGAUCCUUUCGAUGCUCGUUAUAGGAAUAUCAACACCCGAAAUUUCCGUGUCUCCUGAGAAUUUUCUUGAAGCCUCAAUGGUAACAUUUGAAAGACUUUUUAAAGUAAUAUUGCAAGGAAUUACUUUAUUUUCAAAAAAAUUUAAAAAUUUUUCUGACAUUAAAGAUAAGUCCGCUUCCACUAAGGCCCGAAACGUUUGACCAUCAAUGACGACUUCCGUUGAACCGACAGUAUUUCCCAUUGAAUACAAAUUUAUAUUACGGCGUUUCUCUAUUCCAGCUUUUGUAAAACAGUUGGUAGCAUUAUGGCCCUUUUUGGCGCAAAAACUGCAAGUCUCGGUGUUUUGCUGAGAUGUACUCGGCAUAUUAUCUUGUCGGUUGCCAGGCAUCAGGCUUCUACUUCCUAAAGAAAAUUUAGCUUCUUUCACACGACCAUUAGCUUUGAUAUGACCAAGUUUUCCACACGAGAAACACUUUAGGAAUGCCCUUUUCAGAGCCACUAACCUGUUUUUCGGACAACAGGUAGGUUUUUUUACCAGAAGACGAACCAGCAUUACUUUUUUGUGAUUCCUCGUGACGCAGUGGUUUCGAAAACGGUUUUUAAUUGGAAGGCCACUAGUAGGCCCAUUUGCAUGGUCAGAGACAGACAUAAAUGGUUCUAUGUUUCAGAGAUGGAAGUUAAUUCAAAAAAUGAAGAAGGACUUCUGGAAAGUAUGGUCAACAGAAUACCUAAGUAGACUACAAAUGCGAUACAAAUGGAAAGAAGACAAAGAGAAUCUGAAAAUAGGGAAAGUAGUGCUUAUCAAAGAAGACAACAUUAACCCAGCAAGAUGGCCAUUAGCGAAAAUAACCAAAGUGCACCCAAGUGAUAACAACAAAGUUCGAGUAGUCACCCUCCGAAAAGGAAAUACGGAAACAAAAAGGGCAGUAACAAAAUUAAUCCCGUUACCAUGCGAAAAGGAACAAGACUAUCAUCAACCCGCAGAGACAGUAAAAAGCAAUGUAACAACAUCAAGGAACGACCCAAAAUUUCAGCGUAGCCGACAUCCAAAACAUGGAAUUACGCUAUUAAACAUCCUGCUAUGUUUCACCAUUUUUAUGCCAACAAGUGGGACAGCAAACUAUGCAAUCAAGCAACCCGCGAAAGGCCUAUUUAUCGAGCAUUUGGGAACAUCCAGAAUCGAAAGAGGAGAAUUUAGGCUUCAACUCAAUAUCAACAAAAGUCGAAUUGAUGAUGACAUUAAAAAGGUCUCACACGUAAUAAGUCGAUUCGAAAGCCUACGUGAGGAAGCAAAACAACUUUCAACAGCAACAAACUGUCAAACAUUGGCACACCAUCUUCUAGAUAAAGAAAAAGAGAUAGAGUUGUUUAACACUGGAUUAUUUGGAGUUCGUCGCAAAAGAAGAGGACUUUUUGGCCAAUUCCUAACAUCGGUUUUUGGAGUAAAUGAUGAAGUUUAUAGGGACAUCGACAGCUUACAGUCGAAUCAAGAAGAACUAAUUCAAACUUACAAACACCAAACCAAAGUAAUGAUCUCUGCUAUCGCGUAGAUCAAUGAUACAGAAGUAAAAAUGGAGCAGCACAUCAAUCGAUUCCAAGAGAAAAUAAGCCAAAGUAUGGAAAUCAUCAAUAAGGUGAAAGGGUAUGAGCGCAUAAUAGACAGUAAUGAAGUUAAUAUUCAUAUCCUUAUGGUCUAUCAGCUGGCAUCAAAUUUCAUAGCUGAAAUAAGUGGCUACUAUUUAAUACUGUUCAAGAUACUAUUUGAACAAGGAUCGAUUUUCACCAUCUUAUCACCAGCCCAUGUACACAAAAUUCUUCAGAAAGCCAACGAAAAAUUACCAUCUCACUUAAAAAUAAGGCAGGUACCCAUAAAGACAUCGCUACAAGAAGAGGGAAGACAAUGGGCAAAAAUUUUUACACAUUUUGCCAUUGAAGAUAUUUCCGAUUUCAACCUCCUGAAGGUAUAUCCUACAGCUCUACACGUUGAAAAUAAUUCCUACUGGUCUCUGGACAUACCUAAUGACAUUUUGGCUGUAGACUACAACAAUCAACAAUACUUUGAGCUAUCACACAAUGAGUUAACAGCAUGUAUACAUCGAAGCAGCCAUUAUUUAUGUUCGCCGACAACAGUUAGGAACAUAGACGCCAGUCCAAAUUGCGUCAUUGACGAAAUAUAUCAACGACAUCAAGGGAAUUCUUGCAACAUAACAAAACAUAACCUCCACACGACUAUUUGGAAACAGCUUUUUACUCCAAAUACAUGGAUGUUUAUCUCUCCAAAUCCCAUAAGCAUCGCAAUCACGUGCAAUGGCAUACGAGAAGAAAUGGUAUUAAACACCACUGGUAUAAUUCAAUUAACCGAAGCAUGCAUUCUAAAAACAAAACAAAAUAAUAUAAUUGCAAACCGAUUUGAUACCGUUCCUGUUGUUUCUAGUUAUACAAAAACAUCAACAUUUAUUAAUGUCAGCGACCUACACCAUACAGAAACAAACACAAUCAGCAGUUUUUCGAGAGAAGCCGUGUUCAAGGUAUCAGAUGACCUGACUAACCUUUCGAUUGACGAGCAGCGACUAGACCAGCAGCUGGAAGACAAGAUAUGGAAGAAGGUCACACUCCACUCCUAUACUGCAGGGGGCUGUACUUUACUGAUCAUCAUCCUAGUGUCUUGCGUAUUCCUAUGGGUUAUUAAAAUUAGACAAUACAAGCAACGAGAACCCAGACAUAAGACCAGAGAGACCGAGAUGGUAGAACUCCGACCCUUAAACAUUCCUCCAGCAGAAAGCAGAGAGAGCGGGGAAUAUGUCUAAACGACAUUUUUUAAAUAUUUUACAUUUUUUGGUAGUUUUAAAUAUUCAUACAUAUUUAUAUAAAAUUGUUUAUGUUAGCCGGUCAAGGUGUUUGCGAUGGAUUUUAAGCUCACGUUUGCUAUAAGUUCGCAAGGUCGAAAUUAGUAAAUAGUUAAAAUAAUGAUUACGAUGCUCACCUUGAUUUGUAUAAUUACCUCGAAUUGUUAUCUUAAGACUGAUAUAAAUAGUUGUUAAUUUUUGUGAAUAAACCAGUAUUGAAUUCUACAAUCAAGUGGUUCUCUACUCAACCUAUUACGGCCAAGCCACCCUUGCCUGUAAACCUAUAGUGAGGCUGCUAUAGGGUAAUAGGGAAUAAAAAAAGGUUUAGGGAGAAGCCCUAGAUCUUUUCAAUGACAAAAACACUAGCAGAUCAGAAACACUACGACAAUUGGCAAUUAGAGCACUGUUACGCACGUCCAGUUCAGAAAUUCCAUGUACAAUCAACUCAACCAGAUCAGGCUCACUCCAAUUAGCACGCACACUUUUCAGCAUACCAGAAUUUUCAUGCACAUAAUGGUCAUAAGUAUUUGUACAAGAACUUGUAAACUUAACAGCCUCAUCUAGCAUACGGCCUAAGUUUCUUUUUGGAGGGAAAGCUUCCAUUUGCUCGACUCAUUAAUUUCUGGUCUAAAGUACAGUAAGUCUACCGGUUCACUGGACUUUUGCGACUGUAGAGCUUUAACUAGCUCUGUCACCAGAGUCCGCGCUGAGUCACCUACCUCGAAAUCCAUUUUUCAAAACUUUAUCCACACACAAGCUUCAGUAACAAGUUUUCCAAUGCACCACUUAUCGCGAAUUGUUCUUAUGGAAGUUCCCAAGUUUAUUGGCACGUAAAGCAACGAAAAAGAAACACAAAGUCGAAGUGAUUCAACUUAUUAUAAUCUCCUGAGGGGCGGCGCACAGUGCUUCGAGUAUAUAGGACCUUGGGACAAAAAUCAGUUACUUCUAUUGGGCUAAGCGCAAUGCUCCGAAACUUAUGCAACUUUGCACAAAUAAAAGGCCCUUUCAUUGAAAGAAUUUAGAGAAUUUAAUAUCUAAUGUUACAGGGAAAUAUGCGACCAAUACAUUAAGAGCUGGACAAAUAAAAAUGUUGCUUUACUGUUAUUUUUUUAUAAAAAAACUAACUUGCCCAUUUACCCUAUGAAAAUUAA